Molecule: messenger RNA, 399 nt
Organism: Microthlaspi erraticum
Lineage: Eukaryota; Viridiplantae; Streptophyta; Magnoliopsida; Brassicales; Brassicaceae
Source: the annotation of a GenBank genome assembly
AUGAACGUGGAUGAUGAAUGCAAGCUCAAGUUCUUGGAGCUGAAAGGAAAGAGGACUUACAGGUUCAUCGUGUUCAAGAUUGAUGAGAAGGCUCAGCAAGUUGAGAUAGAAAAGCUUGGGAAUCCAGAAGAAACUUACGAUGAUUUUACCAACUCUAUGCCCGAGAACGAAUGCCGUUACGCAGUCUAUGAUUUUGAUUUCACCACUGAGGAUAAUUGUCAGAAGAGCAAGAUCUUUUUCAUCGCGUGGUCGCCUGAUACAUCAAGAGUGAGGAGUAAGAUGUUGUAUGCAAGCUCAAAGGACAGAUUCAAGAGAGAAAUGGAUGGGAUUCAAGUUGAGUUGCAAGCAACUGAUCCUAGCGAGAUGAGCCUCGACAUCAUCAAAGAUCGAGCUCUCUGA